CAGAUUUAAAUUUGGCAACCCUGCCGCUGAUGGCUUUGUCCCGAUCGCGUCGUCGGGCAUUGAUUUUUCCGUAAAAGAAAUUUAAAUUGAAUUAAAGUUCUUUAUGUUUUGUGUUUAGUUUUAUAUUUAAAGUGCCGUUGGUUGUUUGUGCGUGAUAUUUUGUGGUUUUGUUCGUUUAUCGUGGUUGAAAAUAUAGUUAUUUGAGCAUGGAUGAUGGCGAUUCUAAAUCUGGCAAAAAUUCGCCUAAAACCGAGGACAAACUCGGUAAUUGUUAUUGCGGAAAGGAAAGGAAUCUCAACAUUGUGGAACUGCUGUGUGUAACGUGCUGCCGUUGGUUCCACGAAUCAUGUAUCGGAUUUCAGCUGGGCCGCUUGGUACCGUUUAUCAUGAACUAUGUGUUCGUCUGUAAGAACUGUUCCGUAACGGGCCUGGAAAGCUUCCGGAAGACCCAGGCCACGAUCCCGCAGAUGUGCAUGACGGCCAUUGCCAAUCUGCAGCAGACGUCGGUCAAGGAGGGCAAACCGAAGAUGCUGUUCAGCAAGGAUAGGGACAUUAUUCCUUUCAUGGACCACUACUGGGAGUCGAUGACGACAAUGAGCCGGCGUUCGACCCAGUCCUGGUACGCCACGGUGCAGAGGACUCUGCUGAAGGACAUCAAUACGGUGUUUGCCUAUGAGGAAACAGCCGAUGGGCAAAUGUACGGACUGGUGACGCAGGAUUUGACACAGAUCAAGCCAAAUUACGAUGAGGCCACUGCACAAGGCACACAAAAUUUGGCCAAGGCCGGCCGGCAGCAGAAGCGAAAGUUCCCCAACAGUGACCAGGGUGGGGCUCUGGGUAAGAAAAGCCGCGUCGGCACGGAACUAGCGCUGGUAAAGCUCCCUGCCCAUGGGUAUCCGCUGGAACAUCCCUUCAACAAGGACGGCUACCGGUAUAUCUUGGCCGAACCGGAUCCACACGCGCCGUUCCGACAGGAGUUUGACGAAAGUGCCGACUGGGCUGGCAAACCUAUUCCUGGCUGGUUGUACCGGGUCCUGUCGCCGAAUGCGGUCCUGAUAGCAUUGCACGACCGGGCUCCACAGCUGAAGGUGUCCGACGAUCGGUUGGCCGUUACCGGAGACAAGGGAUACUGUAUGGCCCGGUGUACACACUACGUCACCCGCGGCAGUUGGUACUGGGAGGCAACGGUCGAGGAGAUGCCCGAAGGAUCUGCCUGUCGGCUCGGUUGGGGCCAGGAAUACGCCAACCUGCAGGCUCCGCUCGGUUACGACAAAUUUGGCUACUCUUGGCGAUCCCGGAAAGGAACACGCUUCCACGAAUCGCACGGAAAGCACUACAGCGAUGGCUAUGGAGUCGGAGAUACGCUCGGUUUCAUGAUAGUGCUUCCGGAGGCGAACCCCGCCGGGCACAUUCCGAACACAUUCAAGGAUCGACCGUUGGUCAAGUUCAAGAGCCACCUGUACUACGAGGAGAAGGAUAAGGUAACGGAAACGCUCAAGUCGCUGAAAGUGCUGCCAGGGAGUAAGAUAUAUUUCUUCAAAAAUGGAAUCUGCCAGGGCGAAGCCUUCACGGAUAUGUAUGGCGGAGCGUACUAUCCGGCCAUAUCGGUUCAUAAGAGUGCAACGAUCAGCGUAAAUUUUGGACCCAACUUCAAACAUCCCGAAGUGGAGGAACAGUUCAAGUGCAAAGCCAUGCAAGGACGCGUCGAGGAGAUGAUCUGCGAGCAAACCAUGGCCGAUAUGAUGUACUUCACCGAAAAUGAUGGCAAACUGCGUCUGGAUACGUAUAGCCUUUAGUCCGAUCUACACCGACCGUAUAAAUAAAACAUCUCAUCGUUUCACUAGCCCGUAAGUAUUUAACAAACUACA
Molecule: messenger RNA, 1868 nt
Organism: Aedes albopictus (Asian tiger mosquito)
Lineage: Eukaryota; Metazoa; Arthropoda; Insecta; Diptera; Culicidae
Gene: ash2
Product: set1/Ash2 histone methyltransferase complex subunit ASH2
Exons: 5
Coding region: 207-1796 (529 amino acids)
Cellular component (GO): Set1C/COMPASS complex
Molecular function (GO): transcription cis-regulatory region binding; protein binding
Source: RefSeq, a predicted model, not a curated record